Molecule: messenger RNA, 3977 nt
Organism: Choloepus didactylus (southern two-toed sloth)
Lineage: Eukaryota; Metazoa; Chordata; Mammalia; Pilosa; Megalonychidae
Product: zinc finger protein 786-like
Exons: 2
Coding region: 387-1430 (347 amino acids)
Biological process (GO): regulation of transcription by RNA polymerase II
Molecular function (GO): RNA polymerase II cis-regulatory region sequence-specific DNA binding; DNA-binding transcription factor activity
Source: RefSeq, a predicted model, not a curated record
GCAAUCGGGAUGCUUACGUCCGGGAAUGGCGCGAAAGGUCGUUUCCCCGAAAUAGCUUUUUUCGUCUGUUGAAGUCAGCGCGACUUCUUACUCGCGGUAUCUAAGCGGACAGCUCUGAGCCAACUUAAGGUUUGCCCUGGAGGUGGAGAAGGCAAGUGGACUGAAUUCUGCCCUGUGAAUUUCGUCCCUCCAUCCCCUCUCCCAUUAAUGACCAUAUUAAAAAAAGUAAAAAGCAGGGUGCGCCGCAGGUCUCCCCAGCAUCCGCGGGAGUUUGGGGCACCCGUGCUCAGCCUGAAAGUCGGGGCGCAGUGGGAGGCGGUGCGCAGCGGGCGAGCUGAGCAGAGACGGUCAUCUCCCGGCCGGGUCCUGCCGGACAGCGACAGUCCAUGGCGGAUCCGGCCCCCUUACCUCUUACUUUUGAGGAUGUUGCCAUUUAUUUCACGGAGCAAGAAUGGCAGAACCUAGAGGCGUGGCAGAAGGAGCUUUACCAGCAUGUAAUGAGAACUAAUUACGAGACUCUUGUUUCUCUAGAUGUUGGAAUUCCCAAACCAAAACUAAUAUCCUGGAUUGAACAAACAGGGGCUCCCUUCAAAAACUGUGAAGAAUCUCAGAAGUCAGAAAACAUAAUUUCUUCUUCUGCAGAUGCACAUUUUGAUCCAGUGACUGAGGGGCAGCUGUUUGGGGGAAGCCAAAAAGCUGUAAAUUCAGGAGAAACUAAAUGUCAUUUCCGAUUAAACCCUCAGCUGAAUAUCCCCCGGGAACAGAGGGAUUUCCACUGUAAUGACUGUGAUGACAGCUUCUACACGAAGGGCCUGCCGAAAGCCCAGCGGCUCAGACACAAAGGAGAGAAGCCAUUUUCUUGCAGCGAAUGUGGCCGAGACUUCAGCUACCAUUGUAAGCUCCGCGAUCACCUGCGAGUGCACAGUGGGGAAAAGCCUUUCCAGUGCCCAGAGUGUGACAAGAGCUUCCGUCUGAAGGGUGUUCUGAAGGUUCACCAGCGCUCCCACAGCAGGGAGAGGCCGUUCUGUUGUGGAGAGUGUGGCAGGGGCUUCAACAGACAGUCGAAGCUCACGGAACACUUCCGAGUGCACACAGGGGAAAAGCCUUUUCAGUGUCCCGAAUGUGACAAGAGUUUCCGCUUGAAGGCACAGCUGCUCAGCCACCAAGGCCUGCACACGGGGGAGAGACCUUUCCACUGCCCCGAGUGUGAUAAAAACUUCCGAGAAAGGGGGCACAUGCUUACACAUCAGCGCAUACAUAGGCCUGAGAGGCCCUUUUCCUGUGGAGACUGUGGCAAGGGUUUCCUUUAUAAGUCUAAACUUGCUCAACACCUCAGAGUGCACACAAAAUCCUGCAGUGCUCCAGAUGAGCCUGAUAUUAAGAAAAGGCUUAGCCAACUGUUUGCAAUGAUAGAGGCUGAUUGGAGUUGAGGUAGAGCGGGACAUAUAAGGUUGGAACAGAACUUCUAUUGCCUGAGAAUCCACAAUGGUGCCCAAACCCAACUAGUAGACAGAUUUUAGGAACAGGGGCCCUUUUUUGAGCAAGAAUGUAAUACUACUUUAGAAUAUGAGAACCACAAAGGAUUUUCUCCUUUAGAACAACCGAUUAUAUUUCCUAUCUACUGAUAAAGAGAUAAUAUGCUUUUUCUACCAUCUUAAGUGGUAAUUUUCCCUAAAAUGUUAGGCCUGCUAUGAAAUCCCAGCUUGAAUAAAGACAGAAGGAAAUCCCUCCAGUACCAUUCUCAAAGCUGUACAGAGGAGGGUGGCUCUUAUAUGUCAGUUCUACUUUUUUUUUUCUGGAGUAUGACACUAGACUAUAGGUUUAAAUCCAGUUGUUUUCAUUGCAGAUGCUGAUAUAAUAGUGAAUGUGGUUUGGAUUCAUUUAUUUUGAAAUUGAUAGCAAUAAAAUAAAUUGAAUUAAAAAUAAAAAGCACACAUUUUUAAGAAUAUAUUUUUCAUAAGAAUACUAUAAAAUAUAAAACUAUGGGUAUAUUUCCUUUUGAAAGGAGUUUUAGAUUUAAAAAGAGGGUUUUUUUUUUUCCCCCAUGAAGUCGGAAAUUACAUUUUUUUGAAAUUCUAGAAAUGACCUUUUUUCAGGAGACCCCUUAAUAACUGUGUCUGGGUGGACAGCUCUGAAGGGAAAUAAUUCAUCAGUUUUGUAGCACAUUCCUUUUUGUUAUUAAAAUGCUAUAUAAAACCAUGAAAAUUACAUAAAUGUAUUUAUUCUUCGUGGUCACUAUGUUUGUAAAACUGAAAUUUUGAUGUAAUGACCCCAGCCUAACUACCGUCUUCUAUCUACCAUAGCCUCAAUUCUCCACCCUUUCCUAUUCAACACACCCCAAUACCUGUCAUCCUUAUACAUGGUUCCAAAGCUCCUUUCCUCUAUGUAUUCAGUCCGUGCAAUCAUGAGCUUUUCCUAGUUACCACUGAUACAGGUCUUUGUUGAAUUUGGUAUGAAAACAUGAAUAUAUAUAAUGCCCAGAUUCUAUAGAUCAAAACUUGAGAUUGUGUAGCCUCCCUGAAGUCUCUGGCCUGUCCCAGUGGCACCUCUCACUGAGACCAAAUCUGAUUUCAUCAUGUAUGGAUUUUUCUACAGGAUUUGGAUAAUGUGUCUGGUAGAUGGAAUUGGAGUGAAGGUUAAAAAGCUGUGCACUUGUUUAACCUAGGCUUGUCUUAUCGAAGCCAGGAUAGACAUGGAGUAAACUUUUUUAGAGUUGCACUGUUCUACAGAACCUUCUAUAAUGAUGGAAAUGUCUGUAUUAGUUCUGUGCAAUGCAGUAGCCACUAGCCACAUGCAGUGAUUCAGCACUUCAAAUGGAGCUAAUAUGAUUAAAAACAGCAUUUUUAAAUUUUAUUUACCUUUAAAUAGCCACUGGUGGUUAGUGACUACCUUAUUGGACUGCACAGGUAUAGAGCAUGCUUUUCCAGUAUAAUCUUUAUCAAGCGUAUAAUUGAACUUUCAUGUCUUCAAUACAAAACAAAUGCUUCUCAAUCUCUACUGUGGCUUUUAUUCUAUCGCAACUUUCUCACCUCCCAUUUACUCCUACCAGUCCUCUGAAAUUGCAGGAAUAAGAUCAUCCCAGCUUUCAAUAUUGCCAAAUCACUGACAUCUCUAACAGUGGGUUCUCUCUUCCCUGCUGUCCUUUGACUUCUGAGUCACCACUGUCCUGAAUUUCAUCUUGCAUCUCUAGCCCAUCGAUUAAGUUCCUUCAUGCAAGAUGUGCUUACGAGUGUCUACUGUGUGCCAGGAUUUUGAAUGAUAAUGAUGAGAACAAGAAUACUGUUCCAGUUCCUGUGUAGCUUUUAGUCUAUGGUCAUUUUAUAAAUUGGGGACAUUGAAAUUAAUUGGAUCACAACCCAGAAAUGUUUUAUCUUGCAAAACAGUACACAUAUAUCUGUGUAAAUAUAUUCAUAACGAAAGUAUCAAGAAGAGACCUUAUCCAUGUUAUAUGCAAAGAACAUUAAUAUUUUCGAUACUGUUUUUAAAGGCUGGUGGGGACCUAUUCUGUUAAUGCUAUGAUGCACCACAGUUUGAAAACCCUAUCCUAAAUCUGGUGCUUCGCAACCUCUGAUGUUUGCCUCUGACCAUCUCGUGCUGCCCAGCUUUCCUGAGCAUCCUUACCUAAGUGCAGAGCUACAGCCCCUACAUCCUGAGAUCCAACAGCCUCCCAGGCUUUACCACUGGCCUGUCCCAAGGUUGCCUCUCACUCAUCAGAUCUAACACUGGUCCCAUCCCCCUCACCCCCAAACCUCCUCCUUUAUUUGCUAUAUUGCCAUCCACCCAUUUACCUUAAAAAGAAACUUAGAAGGAUCCUAAAGGCAUCUCCCUCUCAUCACUUUGUAUCAAAUUAUGUAUCUCCUCAUGUGCCGGUUUGAAUGUAUUGUGUCCCCCAAAUGCCAUUAUCUUUGUGGUCUUGUUGGACAGACGUUUUUGGUGCUGGUUAGAUUUGCUUGGAAUGUGCCCCACUCAGCUGUGGG